Messenger RNA from Anarrhichthys ocellatus (wolf-eel), 6573 nucleotides. RefSeq names its product family with sequence similarity 78 member Ab (gene fam78ab). The transcript has 2 exons. The coding region runs from base 1264 to 2115 and encodes 283 amino acids. The record is from RefSeq and is a predicted model, not a curated record. Lineage: Eukaryota; Metazoa; Chordata; Actinopteri; Perciformes; Anarhichadidae.
GGGGUGAACCUGCCGUGGCAGCGAUGGGACGAGCACGGAGAAAUGACAGCUUGUGCAGGAAUUUCGGCUGAACUGCAUCCCAUCACAGACAGGGCUGCAACUGUCGGCUCGGUCGAACUAUGUGACAGCUGGCAUCUUUUCUCCCUUUCGAGGCAUUAUAGGCUGUUUUUAUUUAUUUUGUAAAAAUCUAAGAAUGGAUCCGGUGAAAUGGGUGAUAAAGUUGACCCGGCGGUGUCCUUUGGAUGUCGCGUGGAUGAAACUCGACUAGAUUGCAAUGCUUGUGGAAAGGCUACCUCUCCCUGUGGGACGGUGAAAUAAUUUGCAGCUGCAAAUAACGGGAGCGACUGUGAAGGAGAUAACGGAAUUACCUCUCGGACCGAAGAAACUGUGUGUGCCGCUGUUCACUCUGAAUUUCUCCAGGAUUUCACCCUGCUACAGACACUAGACACUUUCCAGUGCACUGUUUUAUAGGUAGACUUUUUUGCAUGUUAUUUUUGUCAGCCAAAAAUAGACCACAAUUCAUGCAAUUGCACUGCACGAGCCGUUAAUCCGCACAUGUAUAAAAUCGUUCAGUGUAACGCGCUUCCAUCGUUAAAUUACACUUUUUAUUGUGAGGAAUUGAGGCUAUUGCUGAUUAAAUGGACAUAAGGCUGCUCCACAUAAUAUGAGCGUCACCCCUGCGCUGCCAUUAGUCGUUUGUAACUGUCCGCGCGUGCACUGGCCAGCACAACAUUUUUGAUUAUGAUUCCUGUCACCAGCUGGACAGAGAGCAUUAGCCUUUGAAUGGUCCAGCGAUGAGCUGGUAGUGACGUAAAGAAUCACACAAAAGAGAACAUGACGCCAAGAUGUAACAUUAGUAGUAUUUGUUAAUUAUUUAGCUCAUAAUUAACCGGAACCUUUUACGCGCAUCUUUCCACUGGAUGCGUGUCGCCAAAAAAGGUCAAGUCCUUAUGUGAUAAAAGCGCAUUGAGAAAGCGAUGACUUGUAACUUGACAGCAUGAAAACAUCAGUGCACGGAUAAAGGAAAGUUAUUGUACCUGCACUUGUUUGAUGAAGUUGCGUUUACGCACCGGAAAGCAUGCGCUCAACAAAUAUGAAGAUAUCCUAGGCCUGUCUUCUUUUUCUUUUCUGAAAGUAGUUUUUGCAUCAAAGAUGAAUGGCUUUCUGAGACAGUCUGCUAUGAAUAAGCACUUUUCAAUCUGGUAAGCUUUUUUCUGGAAAACAUGAUGUGGAUCCACCUGUGGUGAUUUUCUUGCUGUUUCCAUGCGUCUUUCUUCUUCUUCAGACCUCUGGACGUUGUUGUGGAUUGUGUUACUAUUUAAUGCAAUGGGCUGUAUCCAGAGUAUCAGGUGUAAGCCCAAGAGUUUCCGAGACAGUAUCAUCGUCGUGGAGGUGAACACUUCCAUCGACCCAAACCCUACCAGCAUCGACGAGUCAUCCAGCGUGGUCCUGCGCUACAGGACACCGCACUUCCGAGCUUAUGCCCGGGUCCUAGUGCCGCCAGUAGCCGGUAAAGAGACAUGGACCAUUGGCUGGAUUCAAGCCUGUAACCACAUGGAGUUCUACAAUACGUAUGGAAACAAGGGGAUGUCGAGUUGGGAGCUCCCCGACCUGCGUGAUGGCAAAAUCCAGGCCAUCAGCGACUCGGAUGGGGUGAACUACCCGUGGUACGGUAACACCACGGAGACCUGCACUGUGGUAGGCCCCACCAAGAAGGACACCAAGUUCACUGUUAGUAUGAAUGACAAUUUUUACCCCAGCGUGACCUGGGGCGUGCCCGUCAGCGACAGCAACGUGCCUCAGCUUAGCAGCAUCCGCCGCGACCAGAGCUUUACGACGUGGCUGGUGGCCAUCAACCAGGCCACCUCAGAGACACUUGUGCUGCAGACAAUCCGCUGGAGGAUGCGGCUUCACAUCCAAGUGGACCCAGAGAAGCCUCUGGGUCACAGGGCUGCUCUGACCGAGCCCGUGGCCCAGGAACAGCCCAAGAUCCUGGGCAAGAAUGAGCCCAUCUCCUCUAACGCCAUGGUCAAGCCCAACGCCAAUGACGCCCAGGUGCUGAUGUGGCGGCCAAAGAAUGGUGACCCCAUGGUGGUGAUCCCACCCAAAUACUGACCUGCUUCACUGACCAGACUGGCCUUGGAUACCUGAACCGUAUCAUCUCUUAUUUCUUCUCUUUCUUUUGUUCCUGUUCGUCACCAGCUCUCACUGCUUUAACCCUUUUCCCUUAUUUUCUUUGCCUCUAUAUUCUUCUCUCUUAUGUUUCAAAAGAGACUGACAGAGAGAAAAACGGGCAAACGAAACCACCUCUGAGAAGAAGACCAGCUGUUGCUCUGAGGUUGGGGGGGGGGGGGGGGGGGGCUUGAACACACUUUUGAAACUGGAGUGAACAAACUGCAACCAUUCUACCUUCAAACUGGGUCGGGUCGCACUGUGCUAAAUGAAAUCAUUGCAAAAAUGAAGAACAAAAUAAUUUCUUUUGUUUUUUCAUUUCAAUUUUUAUAUUUUGGCUGUUUUGGGCCAAGUGAUAUGGGGUUUGUGAGUGUGGGUGGAUUUUAAGUAUUUACAUGACCAUGUCUGCACACAUGCUACACGCAUGGAUAUGCACAAACCUUGUGUAUGAAUACCAGUUGUGUUUUUAUUUAUGGUUUGGGAAGAGUGCAUUUAAUUGUUUGUUGUUGCAUUGGGUGACAUACUAGAUUUUAGGACUUUUUUUAAAAAACAUGCAAGACAUUCAAUCCAUGCUGCCUUAAGUUUACAUUGCUUCCCAUUGCAAACUUUUUCGCCUUAAACACAGUGCAAUGCAGUAUUUUUGCUCAAUUGUCCAGUCUCUUCCAGACAUGUUGGUGCUGGAAUGUGUGGGUUUAGAACAGGGACGAUACCACAGAAGAAGACCCGGGUCUGAAGGCUUUUAUGUUCAGUUGCAUUUACAUGACAGAUGUAUUGUCUCACGAGUACAACCAGCAUUAUGCGUAGACACAGUUAUACAACCCGACUAACUAGUUGUGUUUCAAGUGCGUUAUGCAACAGAAGUGAUGCUCUGUACUGAUACCAGUGAAGCCAACCCUCGUCAAUAGCACUCAGCACAAUAAUGUGCAAUAACAACUUGAGCACAAAGUACUCAAAGGCACUCCUCAGCUAACCUCAUUUAAUUCACUUUAUUCUGUUUAUAGGCAUCGCUUUCAACAUCAGAACACUUAUUUUCCUUUCUCUGUAUCACUCCAUCUCAGGGCCCCUUUUCUCACUUCCUUCCCUUCUCUCGUAGCAUCCAUCCUGUCUGGCCACAGUGAGUAACUGUGUUUGCAUUGCUCACAUUGAACAAUCAAUACUUUGAUUAAUAAGCAGCCACAGACAGGAGAAAUAACUGGGGACUUGAUAACUGGAGAAUGAAAACAGCAGGAUACUUGCUGGGCUGUCAGUCUUGACAAUCUUAUACACAUUUUAUAUAUAAUUGUUGCCCUCCUUCAAAACAAUAACACCCCUUGUCUUUCUGUAAUAUUAAAACUCAAAACAUGUCUCUCAUGUUAACGGUGGUUUUGUCUCUCACCCUCAAUCAUCUGUAAUCCUCACCUACCCCAGAGUUCUUCCUCCCCCUGACUUCCCCUCUUCUUUCUUUGGUCUGUUGUCGAGGCUGAAGAGCAGAGCAGGAGGCAUGCAAGUUUGAUCCUGACUGCUCGGUUGGCAUAUAGAUGACCCACUUCUCUGCCCUGCCAGUUGUAGCUCUCGCUGCAGAAACGUGGAGGUUUCUCUCCCUUUAUUUCACACGCAUACAGAAAGAGCUCUGGUCAGCUAUAGACACCAACAUUAAAUGAGAUGAUGCCUGUUUGGCUGUUAAUCUCUGAAAAGUGCAUCAGCUGCAAACUCCAAACACUUAAAAGCAGAGAGAGAAGCCAAAAUAUGGGCAUAAAGUUAUUUAUGCACACAUAAGCUUUUAGAAUCUGUUAAUGAGCUCUGCAAGUUUUUUUUUUUCUAUUAAUGGCCAGUUUUUCACUUUCAGAUGUUACAAACAUCUUGCAAGCUCACUGCUCUGACCAAGUUCUGUGUUUUCUGUCAAACCAAAGAAAUAAUUUACGUGCAAGUCUCACCUGCUCAUGCAUUUCACAAAGAUCAGUAAGCUGCUGCUAUUUCAGUUCAUCAGCGUCUCCUUACUAGCAACUGUACAAAGCCUUUAUCCCUCAAACUCGGGACAGGUUUUGUGUUUUUUUUAGGACAUUAUGUCUCAUUAGGCAAGUACUAUGAUUUGGCCGAUAUUUCUACCAAGGAAUAAUUUGACAUUUUGGGGAAUAUGCUUAUUCAUUUUCUUGCAGAAACUUAGAGGAGAAGAUUGAUUCCACUCUCAUGUGUGUAAGCUAAAUACGAAACUACAGCCGGCAGUUAGCUUAGCUUAACGAGGCUGGAAAAAAGGGGAAUCAGUCGGUGUUUCAAUGCUUUAUGCUAAGCUAAGCGUGUCCUGGCUCUAGCUUCAUAUUUAACAUGCAAUAUUGAGAGCUUAGCUGAACCAGAGCUCAAACAUCAACUCCCGAUGUCCACUUGAUGCCACAAACUGAACUGCUUUGUUCACAUCAUAACUACAUUUUAAGCUUACACAUGGCUACAUGUAGACACUCCUGCUCGGCUCAACCGCGAUAGCCUUUGCUCCAGGCUGGGUCGCAGGGAGAAGGAGAAGAGAAGUAAGAGGCUGUUGGGGGAUUGCUGUCAUAAUUAGAUCUGCAGUGACACACUUGCAUGCCCUAGAUGGGCUGAACUGCACCGAGUCGGUGUCAUGCAACGCAAUGGCCGGAUAAAGUCAUGGUUGAGGUUUAAGUGAGGCCAAACAGCAAAGGUCAGGGUCAAAGUGUUUGGGUGAGGCGAGCUGUCAAAGUCCUAAAAUGUACUGCAGACAGUCGAGAGGCGGCGGGAUGAAUAUGAAGGGUGUCAACAAAUUAAAUCCAUUUAGAAAUUAUAGCCAGCCUAAAAUAACAGUGACAUUUACCAAGCCCAACUUGGAUGUCAAGCACAAGUUAUUUCAAUUGGUGGUUUGUUUUGAAUGCAGCAGAGAAAGCUCAUGUUAUAAACUCGGGGACCUCUCGCCUGACGUAGUAUUUGUAUCUGCUUCGUCAUGUCUUGCAAUGACCCAUGGACACCGUGGAUAGUACCUGAGCUGGACUACAUUUAAUGUUAUUAAACCUUGACACGCAGAUGUUUCCCGCCCUCACAACAUGCACGUGUGUGUGUGUAUUCAUGCGAGCGUGUGUGUGUGUGUGUGUUGAAUCCCAUUUGAGGGACUUAGGCAGGAUGAGGAGUUCCACUGAUGUGCUUCUGCUGUUGUUGAGUCAUGAUUCUCUCUCUCACACAAACACAGUGCAUGAAAGGUUACGUCCUUGUCAUAGAACAGGGACAGCGCUUGCCCGCUCACACGCUCACACGCUCACACACACACACACACACACACACACACACACACCCUGGGGGGAAAGGAGCAGGCCUGGUGUGGUAUCUGAUUGUCAUAGCAGUACAUUGGCAGUGAGAACUCAUUCAUCAGCCCUGCACGUGGACCGUCUGAACACAUGCACAUGCUACAAAGCCAUAUGCACAAACACACCUGUUUACUAAUAAUCAGGAAGUGAUUCAUGCUUUAAGGUGAAAGAGAGUGGGGUGCCUGUCAACUAUCAACAGCAUAUAUUGUAGGAUAAGGGCAUUAAUUGUCUUCUGUGUGUGUGUGUGUGUGUGUCUGAAUCUGUUAGGAUGUGUUAAUGAUGUGUAUUUUAUGUUAACACAACAGAAGAACUUCAUAAAUGCUUUAUGUGCUUCCUUAAAUAAGCCACAGAAAAACAAAACGGCACAUUGUUUGUUUGCUGUAUGGAGGGCCAAAGGUGCCACAAUUGGAUAACGCCAAAACUAUGCAGUAGGACAUUGCUAGUAACUCAUGAACUCUUGGCAUUCAAUACCAGGCCUGUUUUCAGUUGUUUCUGAUCAUUAAAUGCAUCACGCAUAUUUGUAUUUCCUGAGAAACAUUACAAAUGCAAAAUGUAGCCAUGUGGAAGAUUCUUUGUUGUGGUGUGUUCUGCUUGUAGGGCUGAGCCAAGUGGUUGAAAGGGAGGGCUGCUUCCUUUGCUUUUGAUCGUCAUGUAGUUAUUGAACUCCCCACGAAUCAUCAGUGAAUCAACAAACCCUUUUAUUUAAACCAAUAAGACAUCCCAAGUUCACAAUCGCCAGCCUUCAUUUUCUGACUUUGACUUGUGGUUCUAUCCCAUGAAAUUGGAAAGUUCAUCUUGUGGUUUUCCUUCAUAAACUAAAUCAACACAGUCCCCAUGGUUGAAACACAACCCCAGAUGUAGCACAGAAGAUAAAAUGAGCGACUAUGUAUGUUUCUCAUUUUUGUUUGGUUUGUUUUCCGCAUAUACAGCACUGAAAUAGUUAAAGCAGUUUGUGUACUUCUGUUCAGCUUUGACUUUUACACCAAUACUUGAAAAUGGGUCAGUUCUGGCAAAUAUUGAAAACUGUGAAAAUGCACAACACUGGGGAAACAAACCCAGAAAAAAAUUAAUAUAUAAAAAGGUCUUUUUCAUGAAUUAAUAAAAUGUACAAACAUUA